AUGCUCGCGCGUCACGGACACCGUGGCAUUACGACCAAGCAUGCAGUGCGGACGUUUGUCGCGGCCUCGGCCGUACGACACGCACGCGGGCCAUCCUCAGCCAUGCCGUCAUCGUCGCGAAAACCAUCCUCGUCCUCCCCUGCGAGAGGCGACAAGCCACGCAAGUCUGUUCUGCGCCACUUUCUUGAAAGUGGCGGUAUCUUGCACCAGAACGAUGCACCGAAAUUCGACUUUGUGUCACUCAAGUCCAGCAUGCCAUCCUCGCACACGUUCCGGCGCACGCGUCUGCCCAUGUCGAAAGCAAAGGCACUGGCGCAGGAAAGUCGUGCUCUGCGUGAACAGGUAGCAUCGUCGGCAUCAGCUACGCAGGGCAAUGUUUCCCUGGCGUCAUCAGCUGCUAUGCUGGCGGAUGCGUCACCAUCGGCUAGCGACGGACUGUCGAAAACGCAAACCAGCGCGCCGUGGACGGAAGCAGAGCCACGGCCAACAUUGCCACUUACAUCUACGCAUAUCACGUCGAGUGAACUGCCUGAAGUUGCGGCGUUUGCUACGGCAAAGUCAUACAAUUUUGAUGUUCUCUUGAGCAGUGGCCGUCUACCGGCGAAUUGGAUUUGGCUUGAAGACCGGGAGGUCAUCUACAUUCCAUCCUGGCCACCAACGCCGGCCAAAGCUUCCACCACACAGCGAGGAAGCGUUUUUAUCUUUCGCUCCGGUUGCUAUGUGACAUGGGGUAUGAGCACAGAGCAGAACUCAGCUUUCUACCGCGAUGUGAUCCGGGAUGGCAGUGUGCCACCUGUCGAAGAAUCACGCUACGAUGUGGCUGGUGACGAAGCUAUGGAGUAUGUGCACAUUCCUAACGAAGUGACGCGCGUCGUGGGCGACUUGAUCGUCAUUGGGCACCAGCGCGAUGAGAAGGAACGCCAUGCACGCUCGUCACGAGCACCAUCUACACCCUCGCUGACGUUGCAAGCGCGCCUUGCCUUUUCGCAAGGACUUGCCGCUUCAGCACGGUUGUCGGUGCAGGAGUCUGUGCUUCUUGACUAUCUAGAGAGCGUCGCGCCGAUUCCAUCCCGUCUUGAAUCGAGUGGCAAGGUGCCAUUACCGCGGAAGGAAGUGAUUCGAAAGCUUGGCACCCUCCUACGGAUCCGGCAGCGCUUAAAUCUUGACCGAGAUAAUUUCAUUGAUGAUCCGGAACUAUAUUGGGAAAACAGCCACAUGGAAGCCCUGUAUCGCAGCAUAUGCUCGGCCCUCGAUAUGAAGCCGCGCUUCGAGGCACUCAAUGCGAAACUCAACCACUGCGAAAACUUGCUGGAGGUUCUGCGUGCCCUCUUGACAGAGCAGUCAAGCCACCAUAUGGAGCUGAUUAUUAUCUAUUUGAUUGCGUUUGAGGUGGGCAUGGCCCUUGUGAGCCAUGAGUACGUCCCGACGCCGCAGACAUUCUGGCAGUGGCUCUGGUCAUCCGCAACAGCAUCAUAG
Malassezia globosa CBS 7966 is the source of this 1476-nucleotide messenger RNA. RefSeq lists its product as uncharacterized. Gene Ontology annotation, biological process: positive regulation of mitochondrial translation. The record is from RefSeq and is a predicted model, not a curated record. The transcript has a single exon. Bases 1 to 1476 code for a protein of 491 amino acids. NCBI's taxonomy places the organism in Eukaryota, Fungi, Basidiomycota, Malasseziomycetes, Malasseziales, Malasseziaceae.